This is a messenger RNA of Juglans microcarpa x Juglans regia, 555 nucleotides long. RefSeq lists its product as uncharacterized. The coding region runs from base 385 to 546 and encodes 53 amino acids. The transcript has a single exon. Lineage: Eukaryota; Viridiplantae; Streptophyta; Magnoliopsida; Fagales; Juglandaceae. The record is from RefSeq and is a predicted model, not a curated record.
UUUCUCCUUGUCUAUUAGAAAUAAUAAAAGGUGGAGAGGGCAUAAGACAGAUAUGGUGGGGAUGCACACGUGUUGGAAGCCCAGCAGCACACUGUGAGGACAGUGCUGGCCUUGUUGGGCGCCCCUGGUUUGGUUUAUAUGGAAACGGGUACCCAAGCGCCGAAACAAAGGGCUUGGACGAGUCUCUUCUAGUCUCUUACAGAAGAAACGCCCACUGAACAGUAAGCAAAUAUACCUCCUCAGUCUUCCACUUCAACAUACACUUGUCAUAGUGCAUAUAAAUACACACAGAAAAGAGGGCUGUUGUCAAAGUUUUGAGGACUCAAAAACUUGACCUUUGAGGUGGCAGCAAUAGAAAAAGAGAGAAAUAAGACGAGAAGGGAGAUGAUACUGGUCGCGAUAGUGGCGGAGAUGAUGGAGGAGUACACGGUGCUGUUGGCGAGGGUGCUGGAGCAUCUUUUCCAUUCCGUGCCUUUCCCAAGGCGGGUUCGUUUUCUCAUCCUCCACAGUCUUCCUUUCUCUACAGCACAUCCUGUCCCCGCCUAAUUCCCCCCC